AUGGCCUAUGGACUAAGUACGGUUGAGAACAUGAAAGUAGUACGAUGGGUGGUAGAAAGGGCUAAUGAAGGGCAGUAUUUGCUAUUUUUUAGAAGUAGGUCAGAAAGUCCUUGUGACAGACAUCUGAGCAGAGAUGCUUCCUUGGUUGGGAGCAUGCUAGAGAAAUACCUGGGAGUGAAGAUUUCAUGUAAAAAAAAUAGCAAGAGCAAGAGUCCCAAGGUGGGGUGCAUUACAUUCAGGGUAAUGAAUAAAAGCAGUGGGCCGUUACCGUCUGGCUGGCUGCGGAAGCUAGAACAGCCAGACUCCCCUGAGGCCUUGAGCCGGCUUAAAAACAGUGACAGGCAGAAUCAAGGAGUCCCCAAGCAUCACAGUUCAUUGGUGAAGCUGUUCAUUGGAAACCUGCCCAGGGAGGCCACAGAACAGGAGAUCCACUCACUCUUUGAGCAAUCUGGAAAGGUGCUAGAAUGUGACAUCCUUAAGAGCUGUGGCUUUAUGCACAUAGAAGACCAAACUGCAUCUGAGGAUGCCACCAACCCGCACCACUGCAGGCUGCAUGGAGCAAACAUCAGUGCGGAAGGUAGCAAGAGUAAGAGCAAAACCUCGACAAAGUUGCACGUGGGCAACAUCAGUCCCACCUGUAUCAACAAGGAACCUCCUGCCAAGUUUGAGGACGGUUCGGUUAUUGAAUGUGACAUCGUGAAAGAUUGUGCUUUUGUACAUAUGGAGUGGGCAGAGGAUGCAGUGGAGGCCAUCAGAGGCCUUGAUAACAGAGUUUCGGUGGAAAUGUGUGUGGGCUGAAAUUCCAAGCCGUAAUUGUGCAUGAGAAUACACCCUUCUUGGUACCCCAUCUCCCUGGGACAUUCUCGGCUCUGUAGGUUGAGUCCCUCAGGAACUGUGGACCUUAAUUUACCUUGCAAAGUUUGGACCUUUUCCUGUCUCCUGCCCAUUUUCCUGUUCUUCAUAUCCUUCAAUACUUCUGUAGCUUCCCAUUCAAGUUUUG
Molecule: messenger RNA, 1000 nt
Organism: Tupaia belangeri chinensis (Chinese tree shrew)
Lineage: Eukaryota; Metazoa; Chordata; Mammalia; Scandentia; Tupaiidae
Product: CUGBP Elav-like family member 4
Cellular component (GO): nucleus
Molecular function (GO): mRNA binding
Source: RefSeq, a predicted model, not a curated record